This is a messenger RNA of Bipolaris victoriae FI3, 357 nucleotides long. RefSeq lists its product as hypothetical. The record is from RefSeq and is a predicted model, not a curated record. The transcript has 2 exons. Lineage: Eukaryota; Fungi; Ascomycota; Dothideomycetes; Pleosporales; Pleosporaceae. Bases 1 to 357 code for a protein of 118 amino acids.
AUGGUGCUGCGGUCUGGUGGCACACGACUGGAUGUCAUUGCAGACCCGAUUAGGUGGAUGUGGGUCGUGGAGAAGUUCCAGAAGCAGCAUAGAAUGCCCCUAGCCGUAAAGUAUAAAUUUCACCGACGAUGUACAAUCGCCAUCGAGCGCUCGGGCUGCGUUUUCAGCCCAACACAAUCGUGUCAGCCCAAUACGCUCUCGCCUAUCCAUCUGCUCGCCAUCUAUCCACGCGUCAUGAUAAAAUUUGUUUCAAGAUUGUUGGAUCCUUCAUCGUUGUCAUCUUGCGUUCGUACGAAUAAGAUUUUCUCAAUCUCCGAUCUUCCCUCGGGCUAUAUACGGCCUCCAGGUGACUUAUGA